GUCUGUCGCCACGUGGCAGAUAAAGCCGUCAUCGGCACCGACGGGCAGAACAGCACCCUUCUCUCUGUGCUCUACCAGCAGAAGCACGGGCACAGGACCCAAGGGGGCUCCAGGAAAUCCGGCAGCUUGCUGCUCGUGAAGCCGCACUUCUCGGAGUCGGCGCCGAACGUGAUCUCUGCGCUCUCGGAAGCAGUCGGCGCAGACGGGCGCGAUCAGGUCCGCUUGGUGUGCUCGGACUCUCCAGAGGUUCUGCGCCCCGUCGUUCGGGAUCACCUUCCGCGGGUGCUAUGCGUCGCGAAGGGCCCGCUGUGCGUGGCUCUGAAGGUGGAGAGCGAAGACAAUGGGGGAGUGACCCCGUUGUCUCGCAUCCUGCGCAAGUGCCUUCGGAAGUUCCUGAUCGGGGGCGACGACGGCAAUUCGUCUUUCCGCAGGAAUCGCCGAAUGGUGGACAUCCCGUCGCUGGGGGUCGCCAUCGGCGCCAUGGCGCCCGGCCGCGAGAGAGCUGCGCUGAAGCGCAUAGAGGGCGAUGCGUACCUGGACAAGCCGCACGCAGGGGCAUCCCACUUCUUGGAGGACGUGGCCGCCGCGUGCAAGGAGCACCCGGCCGAAUUGAACCGCAAGACCAACGGCGGCUCAGAG
Molecule: messenger RNA, 639 nt
Organism: Prorocentrum cordatum
Lineage: Eukaryota; Dinophyceae; Prorocentrales; Prorocentraceae
Source: the annotation of a GenBank genome assembly